UCUGCCUCCACACACACCAUGCUCGACAACUUUACCAUUGUCAACCGAGGAGGGCUCUGCCUGUACUCGUACCAACCUUCUGCAAGUGUGUUCCAUGGUGUUGGACUCCAUCCUGUGGAUGCUCUUAUUUCUAACGUCUUGUUGGAAGGUCAUGCUUCGUCUGCUGCUUCUCCCUACAUUGUUGGCUCGUUUGCAUGCAAGUGGCAUUUGGAUAACAAUGUCGGCCUCGUCUACGUUGCUGUCUAUCGUCACGCCUUUCCCAUUCGCUACGUGGAUGAUCUUCUCGACUCGGUCCCGGCUGCCUUUGAGUCACACUACUCGGCUGCUGCGAGCAAGCCCAAGGCUCCCUCGCCCACAAACAUCGACGACUUUGAUGAGACCUUUAAGGAUCUGCUGCUGCGAGCAGAGACCGCGGCCGAGGCUGCCAAGCGCGCGGGCAAGGCGGGCAAGGCGAACAAGGGCAAGGCAAGCGAGGGCAAGGCAAGCAAGGCCAAGACGAGCCAUGCCAAGGGCAAGGCCGAGGCACUGCCGGAUGCCGACGAGGCUGCAGGAGAUGAGGCGAGCGGCGACGGCGACGGCGGCGACGGUGACGGCGGCGAUGUGCCUGACGGCAAGCCGAUGACUCCGGCAGAGAAGCGCAAAGCGGCUAUGGCGCGGCUGAAGGCACGGAAGGGCGGCAAGGGUGGCAAGGGAAGCAAGGGCGGGCGCGGCAAGGGCGGCAAGGCGUCGCGUGGCAAGGAGGCAAGCAGCCCGGCGGUGAGCACCAAGAAGCGCGGCAAGGUGAUGCGGACCAAGAACAAGCUGAGCAAGGCCGACGAGGAGGCGCUGGCGGCAUCGCUGGCGAUGAAUGCCGACGGGUCGUCGGCUUCCGCGCGCAAGCAGGCGCUCGCGCGCGAGGCCGACGAGGAGGCGCUCGACAUCGAGGUGGUCAAGGGCGGGGUGGCGCUCGGCGACAUUGCUGACGAGCUCUCGUCGUCGUCAGAGGGCGGGCCGGAUCCGCUGGAGGACGGCGACGACGCCGGGUCGAGCUCCAAGCCCAAGGCGACAACCGGCCUGUUCUCGCUCUUCCAGACGCUGACCGGGAACAAGACGCUUGCUGAGGAGGACCUCGAGCCGGUCAUGGCGGCGCUUGCGCAGCGGCUGGAGGAGCGCAACGUGGCAUCCGAGGUUGCCCAUGCGCUCACCGAGUCUGUGGCGUCGAACCUGAUCGGGCAGACGCUGCCGUCGAUGACGUCGGUCAAGUAUGCGGCCAAGCAGGCGCUGACCGAAGCGCUGACGCGGAUUCUGACGCCGCGGCGCAAGAUCGACGUCAUUCGCGAGGCGCAUGCAGCGCGCGAGGCUGGCAAGGUGUACUCGAUCGUCAUGAUGGGUGUCAACGGCGUCGGCAAGUCGACGUCACUCUCCAAGAUUUGCUACUGGCUGCGGCAGAACGGGUUCUCGGUCCUCAUUGCGGCGUGCGACACGUUCCGGUCAGGCGCCAUCUCGCAGUUGCAGACGCACGGCAAGCGGCUCGGCGUCGACGUUUACGAGCAAGGCUACGGCGGCGACCCAGCUGCGGUGGCCAAGGCCGCCAUCGGGCGCGCAGUCCGCGAGGGCAUCGACGUUGUCCUCAUCGACACCGCCGGGCGCAUGGUCAAGAACUCGCCGCUCAUGAAGGCGCUUGCCAAGCUGGUCGAAGUCAACCUGCCGGACCUCAUCCUGUUUGUCGGCGAGGCACUUGUCGGCAACGACGGCGUGGACCAGCUCAUGGGCUUCCGCCAGGCGCUCAUCGACCAUGGAACGACGAGCCGCAACAUCGACGGCAUCGUUCUCUCCAAGUUUGACUCGGUCGACGACAAGGUCGGCGCCUCGGUCUCGAUGGUCCACGCCUCGGGUGGCAUCCCUAUUGUCCUUGUCGGCACCGGCCAGAACUACACCGACAUCAAGGGCUUUUCGGUCAAGGGAGUUGUCAAGGCGCUCAUGAAGUAAGCCUCUAACAGUUCGGUAGUCGCGCACCUCCCACGUAAACAACGUAGCUCGCAAA
Messenger RNA from Thecamonas trahens ATCC 50062, 2023 nucleotides. Its product is annotated as signal recognition particle receptor subunit alpha. Lineage: Eukaryota; Apusomonadida; Apusomonadidae. The record is from RefSeq and is a predicted model, not a curated record. Gene Ontology annotation, molecular function: GTP binding; signal recognition particle binding; ATP hydrolysis activity. Gene Ontology annotation, cellular component: signal recognition particle receptor complex; endoplasmic reticulum membrane. Gene Ontology annotation, biological process: SRP-dependent cotranslational protein targeting to membrane. The transcript has a single exon. The coding region runs from base 19 to 1968 and encodes 649 amino acids.